CUCUCUCUCUCUGUAAUCUGCUCUCGUUGUGCUGACUGAGGAGUAACCAGCUUCAAUCCUCUCACUCAGAGUAAUUCUCAGGAAGUCUGUGAUUGUCUGGAUGUUUUGUUUUACAAGUGAGGUGUCGGAAGGGGGGGGGGGUCAGUUAUUGCUGAGUACCUCUCCCAGUCGACUCACCUGAUUGGCUGUUGGGGCCACAUAUAGAGCUUCUCUGAGCGACAAGGAAAACCCUCCAUCCAUCCAUCCAUCCAUCCAUCCAUCCACCUCUUCAACUCAGGCGUCGGCGAGUCGCUGCGCUCGAUCUGCACCAACAUGAGCCCAAAAAAUGUCGUUUUCAAGAAGAUCUGCAAAGACAAGUCGGUCGGAGUCUACAUGGGGAGGAGAGACUUUGUGGACCAUGUGGACUCUGUGGAUCCAGUAGAUGGCGUCAUCAUCAUCGACCCCGAGGCUCUGCAGGGGAGGAAAGUGUUCGUCACCCUGUCCUGCACCUUUCGCUACGGCAGAGACGACAUGGACGUGAUGGGGAUCGCUUUCCGCCGCGAGCUGUACCUGUCGACCCGCCAGGUGUACCCGCCUCUGCAGGACCCAGAGAAAGGAGUCCACACGAAGACGCAGGCCAAACUGCUGCGCAAGCUGGGACACAACGCCUACCCUUUCUUCUUUGAGUUUCCUGAUAACCUGCCCUGCUCGGUGGCCCUUCAGCCAUCACCCCAAGAUGUUGGCAAGCAAUGCACCGUGGAGUUUGAGAUCAAAGCGUUCAGCGCUGAGAGCCAGGACGGGAAAGUGCACAGACGGAGCUCAGUGAAGCUGUUGCUCAGGAAGGUCCAAUACGCUCCGGAGAGCGCCGGAGUGGCUCCCUCUGAGGAAACCACGGAAAAACAGAUGCAUGUCAAGGCCAGUCUGGAGAAAGAGCUGUUCUAUCACGGCGAACCGAUCAAAGUGAACGUCUGCAUCACAAACAACUCCAGCAAGAACAUCAAGAACGUCAUCGUCUCUGUGGAUCAGGUGGCCAACGUGGUGUUGUACUCCAAUGACAGCUACACCAAGUCUGUGGCCAUCGAGGAGCCUGGGGAUUCGGUUCCUCCCGGAGCGACCCUGCAGAAAGUCUACACUCUGCUGCCCCUGCUGGCCAACAACAGGGAGAGGCGCGGCAUCGCUCUGGACGGCAAACUGAAGCACGAAGACACCAACCUGGCGUCGUCGACGAUCGUGAAGGACGGCGUUCUGAAGGAAGUGAUGGGGAUCAUGGUUUCUUACAGGAUCAUGGUGAAGCUCAUCGUCGGAGGGUCAGUCACCUCUGAUGAGGUCGACCUGGAGCUUCCCUUCAAGCUGAUGCAUCCUAAACCUGACGCAGUGAAGGAAAGUGAGAUGGAGGAGGAGAUGGAGUUCCAGGAGUUCAAGCGCUCUUACCUGAAGGGGAUGAUCGACGAUGAAGAUGAAGAGGAUGGCAACGCGUCGGCCGGCGACGACAUGGCACCCGCAGAGAAAUAGAGCAGAGGAUUGUGCAGAGCUAGAAACCAAGAAAGCUGAAAGUUUGAGUCGCCUCGGAGUUUGUAAAAGAAAAAAAUUAAAAAGGACCAUUCGGGGGUUUUGCAUGUUUUGGUACCUCGCACUUACACUUCACUGAGUACACGUUAUCGUUUUUAACCGCAGUAGGGAAGAAACGCUUCCAAACACAAUGAGAAAAAAGCCGGAUUCAAUUCGGAUACAAAAUGUUUGAAUACAAUCCAGCAGAAAACAACACAAUCCUCCCAUCAGUUUUGUUUUUCUUUUCUCCUGAAACAACG
Messenger RNA from Labrus mixtus (cuckoo wrasse), 1787 nucleotides. RefSeq names its product S-antigen; retina and pineal gland (arrestin) a (gene saga). Gene Ontology annotation, biological process: G protein-coupled receptor internalization; signal transduction. Lineage: Eukaryota; Metazoa; Chordata; Actinopteri; Labriformes; Labridae. Bases 313 to 1491 code for a protein of 392 amino acids. Gene Ontology annotation, molecular function: G protein-coupled receptor binding. Gene Ontology annotation, cellular component: photoreceptor inner segment; photoreceptor outer segment. The record is from RefSeq and is a predicted model, not a curated record. The transcript has 15 exons.